UUUCAGAUCGACCGAGCAAACGAUGCCGAAGCCGAUGCGGAUGGAGGAGAAGAUCAAAUACUUCAUGCAAGUCACUGACGCACCGUGGUCCGUCGCCGUUCGGAAAUUACAGAAACAUGGAGGCAAUCUAAGUAAAGCUCUUGAAGACUUACAUAAUCAUAUUCAUAUUACUAUUCACAUGCCGGGUGGUGGUUGCCUUCGAUGUAUCUUUGUCAAAUCUGACAAUCUUCAGGAUGUCUAUGGGUACUUAUGGCAACUUGGAUUAGGAGAAUACGCGUCUGAAUCCUAUAGACUUGAAACGCAAUUCCCAGGUCGUUGUUACAGUAUUGAAGAUGGCUGGUUAACCUUGGAUGAAUUAGGCCUUGGCAACGGUGGAGAUUUGUACCUGGAGAAGAAGAAAUAGAACUUUCUGGAUCCAGUCAUUGGUGAAACAUAAAUGUUGCAUCUUCUUGUCCUUAGUCUAAUCGCGGUUUUCACCCAUUCAGUUCUUAUAGAUUGAAGCAUUACUAAUUUGGACCACAUUGACAGAAAAGUCAUAGUCAUGGGAACAUAAUCAAGUGAUUCGGUGAAAACUAUUUUACCUACCUUUGUUCCGGUUUGGAUCAGUAACUAUCAUAGCACUUGAUGUAUAUUUAUUUUCAGCUUGAAUUGUAUUUCACUUUGGAUGGUGUUCUAUUUUUUUAUUAUCCAUUUCAUUGAUUUUGCAUCUA
Messenger RNA from Glycine soja, 710 nucleotides. RefSeq lists its product as uncharacterized. Lineage: Eukaryota; Viridiplantae; Streptophyta; Magnoliopsida; Fabales; Fabaceae. Gene Ontology annotation, molecular function: protein binding. The record is from RefSeq and is a predicted model, not a curated record. The transcript has 5 exons. The coding region runs from base 23 to 403 and encodes 126 amino acids.